Molecule: messenger RNA, 1197 nt
Organism: Penaeus vannamei (Pacific white shrimp)
Lineage: Eukaryota; Metazoa; Arthropoda; Malacostraca; Decapoda; Penaeidae
Gene: AstC
Product: Allatostatin C
Source: RefSeq, a predicted model, not a curated record
GCAUUUGGCGGUGACCAGAGCAGCGAAGCACCUCUCCUGCCCACUACCCUCGGCGGCUCCGUGCGCACUGUGCCCUCCGCUCGCUCCCUCGCCCGCUCGCGCUCACUCCCGCCCGCUCGCCGCACAGAGCACAGCUCAGCAUGACGCCCACCAAAGUCCACGUGCUGGCCGCCGCCCUCCUCCUGGCUCUCGCCCUCGCCAGCCCCGCGCCUCAGGACAAGCCGCUGGAGGCCGCGCCGAACCAGCCGCAGCACCCUGUCCACCUGCAGAAGAGAGCAGCGCCCCAAGACUCCAGUCCGGAGCAGGACCUGGCCGCCUUCAAGGACCUGCUCGUCGCCCAGGUGGCGGCCGAACUGCGAAGAUCUUGGCAGGAGCCUUCCGCUCUGAGGAGGACCCUGGUGGACGAGGACGGGCUGGAGGAGGAGCAGGCCGCACAGAGCAAGAAGAAGAGGAUGUUCGCUCCUCUCUCCGGCCUCCCCGGCGAGCUGCCCACCAUCAAGAGGCAGAUCCGCUACCACCAGUGCUACUUCAACCCCAUCUCUUGUUUCAGGCGAAAGUAAACAAGACGCCAAAACGUAACGCGGCGACGACGCCUCCAGCCUGGCGCCGUCGCCCCUCAUGUAGACGCAGAUCAAGAAGAUGCUUUCAGGACAGCAAUCCUGUUCCCAUUUCAGUCCUCCUCCUCUGACCCUCCCCGCGCCUCCUCCAGCCAGCCUCGACAACUUCCUUGAGCCAACUCCAGGCACCUGUUGGAAGAGCGCGGCAGACUAUGAUCACCUCUUUGUACAGAUGCUAAGCUCUAAUGAUGUUCUCGUCCUAUAAUAAAAUUGCUUUAGUUACGAUAUAUUUAGGAUAAAGUUGUGCAUUUUUUUAUACUGAGAAAAUGCACGGUAUACUGUAACAGUUCUAAUAAAAUAUCUGGAAGUUUGUAGGAAAUUUGUUGCUCGGAUCACACCCCAUCCUGUUGAACACAACAUGAUACAGUAAACAUCUGCUGCCCGCGUGCAAGGUGACCUGAGGUGGCAGCGACCUCGCGACGCGGUCUCGCUGUGCAUCUGUCACUUCCUGAAGAGAACUGCAUCUUGAUAUGAAGUUUCCCAAGUGUAUAUUCAUGAUAAAUGCAACACUGAUCUUGAUAUCCAGCCUCGGAUUUGUUUUAUUGGGCGAUUUCCUGGCAAAUAAAAUUACUGUGGAAAA